Molecule: messenger RNA, 486 nt
Organism: Drepanopeziza brunnea f. sp. 'multigermtubi' MB_m1
Lineage: Eukaryota; Fungi; Ascomycota; Leotiomycetes; Helotiales; Drepanopezizaceae
Source: RefSeq, a predicted model, not a curated record
AUGCCUGACCGGUGGAUAACUACCGUCGGAGUCGGUUCGGAAGAUGGUUCCAGCGUGGGUACGCUCUGCACCGCGGACAGUUCGGCGAGAGGGAAGGGGGGCAGCGAGCGGUGUUUGCGAAUGGCGGCAGUAACAGCAGCAAAGAAGAAGAAGAAGAAGAAGAAGAAGAAGAAGAAAGGAAAGGAAAGAAAAAGAAAAAAGAAGAAGAAGAAGAAGAAGAAGAAGGAGAAGAAGGGACCUCAUCAGACCCAGAGACUGCAACGUGAUCGAUCCGAAUGUCUUAUGUGUAGAUGUCAAGCAGAGAUCGAUAACGAUGAUAAUGACGAUAAUGAUGAUGAUGAUGACGAAAACGACGGGCUGGGUUUGUCUGCUGCGGUCUUGAUUCAAGCUGCAUGCCUAGAAGAGGAAGAAGAGGAAGAGGACGAAAAGGACGAAGAGGACGAAAAGGAAGAAAAGGACGAAAAGGACGAAAAGGACGAAAAGUAA